AUGCUAUCCGAUUCGCCUUUAUGUUAUCGUUUCAUCUUUGCUCAAGGAAAUAGCAUCUACUUUGCAAGCUUAAAAGAUUGUAACAUGAAAGUUUAUAGACCAUUGUUGAAUCUUGUAGAAAAAAAGUCAUCAAAGCCUCUUGAUUUCCCUCUUAGUUCAUUAUUUACCUGCUAUAAUUUAAGACGAAAGCCGUGA
Messenger RNA from Clunio marinus, 195 nucleotides. NCBI's taxonomy places the organism in Eukaryota, Metazoa, Arthropoda, Insecta, Diptera, Chironomidae. The record is from the annotation of a GenBank genome assembly.